Messenger RNA from Tigriopus californicus, 831 nucleotides. RefSeq lists its product as uncharacterized. Lineage: Eukaryota; Metazoa; Arthropoda; Copepoda; Harpacticoida; Harpacticidae. Gene Ontology annotation, biological process: DNA integration. The transcript has a single exon. The record is from RefSeq and is a predicted model, not a curated record. Gene Ontology annotation, molecular function: nucleic acid binding. The coding region runs from base 1 to 831 and encodes 276 amino acids.
AUGGAUAUUCCAUGGGCCCUCUUCAAAGUUAAUCACGUUGAUUUGGUGGGACCGCUGGAGGUAUCCAAUAACGCCCGGUACCUGCUAACCAUCAUCGAUCGCUACUCUUGGAGGCCAGAGGUUUUUCCUUCCGGCUGGGUGUCACGUUAUGGACUCCCAGAUACUAUUAUAUCAGAUCGCGGUGCCCAAUUCACCUCAGCUCUUUGGGACAACCUCUCCAAAUCCCUUGGUUUUUCCAUCCACCACACUACGGCUUACCAUCCCCAAUCCAAUGGGUUAGUCGAAAGACUUCACCGCCAACUCAAAGAUGCCUUACGCGCUCGUACGGCAGAAGUCAAUUGGUUUUACCAUCUUCCAUGGAUUCUCUUGGGGAUUUGCACAUCGCCCAAAGACGACUCCGGAUAUUCCCCUGCUCAGAUGCUUUAUGGGUCGAGUUUGAGAAUCCCUGGAAUAGUGUGCUCCUCCCUUCGCGAAGAUAUAUCUUCUCAUCAAUUGUGUCAAGAUCUCGAAGACUCUUUUCGGACUUUUGUUCCACCGCCCACAGUGUGCCAUGGUAAUCGUGGUAGUUAUAUGCCAUCCACUUUACAGUGCUGUUCACAAGUUUGGAUUCGGGUUGACAGACUUCGCCCGGCCUUGAGCUAUCCUUACGAAGGACCUUACACAGUGUUGCAACGAGGUUUGAAGACUUUUGUUGUCGAUGUCAAGGGAGUCCAGAAGACUGUCAGCGUUGAUAGAUUAAAACCAUGUAUCUCUGAACACACUCUCCAAGACACAUUGCACCGCACCCGUUCGGGUCGGUUAAUUAAACCUGUUCAGCCCUUUCAGGGCUAG